AUGUCAGGAACGGCCAUAGGGUCUUCAUCGCAACAUGCGUCUCACUUGCGUCCGUCAGCGGGUAUGGGAUCAUCUAGUCGAUCCGGAGGACGGCGACCACCCGACGAUCCUCAUGUUGGGAAGUAUAAACUGCUCAAAACUAUUGGCAAAGGAAAUUUCGCCAAGGUAAAACUAGCCAAACAUACAAUUACGGGUCAAGAAGUUGCUAUCAAAAUUAUCGACAAAACAGCGUUGAAUCCUAGCAGCUUACAAAAAGUGAGUCAUCUUUUCUCUUUUUUCUUUACUAAAUUUGAGACUAUCAAAGUGAAGAGCUACAUUUUUUUAUCAUUUGAGAAAUAGUG
Cylicostephanus goldi is the source of this 341-nucleotide messenger RNA. The record is from the annotation of a GenBank genome assembly. NCBI's taxonomy places the organism in Eukaryota, Metazoa, Nematoda, Chromadorea, Rhabditida, Strongylidae.